UCAGCGGUGGGUGUCGCUUUUGUUCUCGCGAUAUUUUCGGGUGAACGGGAGCCCGGCGGCCCGGGCUUCUGCGAAACAUGGCGGUCGGCUGGUACCAUAACACAAGGAACAAAUGAGUAGAAAUUGAAAGAUUGAAGAAGGAUCCGUCUUGGUGCAGUUACCACUAAGCAGCAUGACUAUAUGAAAGAAGAAGAAGGUUUUCCUGAAGAUGAGGCGACUGAAUCGGAAAAAAACCUUGAGUUUGGUGAAAGAGUUGGAUGCCUUUCCAAAGGUUCCUGACAGCUAUGUAGAGACUUCAGCCAGUGGGGGUACAGUUUCUCUAAUAGCAUUUACCACUAUGGCUUUAUUAACCAUAAUGGAAUUUUCAGUAUAUCAAGAUACAUGGAUGAAGUAUGAAUAUGAAGUAGAUAAGGAUUUUUCUAGCAAAUUGAGAAUCAAUAUAGAUAUUACUGUUGCUAUGAAGUGUCAAUAUGUUGGAGCAGAUGUAUUGGAUUUAGCAGAAACAAUGGUUGCAUCUGCCGACGGUCUAGUUUAUGAACCAGUAAUAUAUGAUCUUUCACCACAGCAAAAAGAGUGGCAGAGGAUGCUGCAGCUGAUUCAGAGCAGACUCCAAGAAGAACAUUCACUUCAAGAUGUCAUAUUUAAAAGUGCUUUUAAAAGUGCUUCAACAGCACUUCCACCAAGGGAAGAUGAUUCAUCACAGCCUCCAGAUGCUUGCAGAAUUCAUGGUCAUCUCUAUGUCAAUAAAGUAGCGGGGAAUUUUCACAUAACUGUGGGCAAGGCAAUUCCACAUCCCCGAGGUCAUGCACACUUGGCAGCACUUGUCAACCAUGACUCUUACAACUUUUCUCACAGAAUAGAUCAUUUGUCUUUUGGAGAGCUUGUUCCAGGAAUUAUUAAUCCUUUGGAUGGAACUGAAAAAAUUGCUGUAGACCACAACCAGAUGUUCCAAUAUUUUAUUACAGUUGUGCCAACAAAACUACAUACAUAUAAAAUUUCAGCAGACACCCAUCAGUUUUCUGUUACAGAAAGGGAACGUGUCAUUAACCAUGCUGCAGGCAGCCAUGGAGUCUCUGGGAUAUUUAUGAAAUAUGAUCUCAGUUCUCUUAUGGUAACCGUCACUGAGGAGCAUAUGCCUUUCUGGCAGUUUUUUGUAAGACUCUGUGGUAUUGUUGGAGGAAUCUUUUCAACAACAGGCAUGUUACAUGGAAUUGGGAAAUUUAUAGUUGAAAUAAUUUACUGUCGUUUCCGACUUGGAUCCUACAAACCUGUCAGUUCUGUACCCUUUGAGGAUGGCCACACAGACAACCACUUACCUCUUUUAGAAAAUAAUACACAUUAGCACCUCCUGAGUGAAGGAGAAAAACUUUUUGCUUGAGACAUAAAACCUUUUUUAAUAAUAAAAUAUUGUGCAAUAUAUUCAAAGAAAAGAAAAUACGAAUGAGAAGUGGGAACCACACCUAGGGGGAAAAAAAAAGAAAGAAAAACCCAAACUGAAAUCCUAUAUAUGUUGUGUCUGUUACAAAUGUCCUAGAAGAAAUUAUGCAGCUAAUCAGUGAAUAAGCCCAACUGGAAUAUUGCUUGGAAGAUGACCCCUUCUGAUAUUUUCAUAGUAAAUGGGCAGUAUCGAAAUCAGACCUUGCUUCUUGGUGGCAAAGAGCCUGAAGGAAAGAAGUCAAACCACAUCUAAAGAAAAAGGCAUUGAUAAGUGCAAAUGUUUGCGUCCUUUUGUUUUUAAAAGAUAUGUCAGAAUAAAAUAUGUAAAACAUA
Molecule: messenger RNA, 1770 nt
Organism: Leopardus geoffroyi (Geoffroy's cat)
Lineage: Eukaryota; Metazoa; Chordata; Mammalia; Carnivora; Felidae
Gene: ERGIC2
Product: ERGIC and golgi 2
Exons: 15
Coding region: 209-1342 (377 amino acids)
Biological process (GO): retrograde vesicle-mediated transport, Golgi to endoplasmic reticulum; endoplasmic reticulum to Golgi vesicle-mediated transport
Cellular component (GO): membrane; endoplasmic reticulum; COPII-coated ER to Golgi transport vesicle
Source: RefSeq, a predicted model, not a curated record